Molecule: messenger RNA, 3797 nt
Organism: Melanotaenia boesemani (Boeseman's rainbowfish)
Lineage: Eukaryota; Metazoa; Chordata; Actinopteri; Atheriniformes; Melanotaeniidae
Gene: mov10l1
Product: Mov10 like RISC complex RNA helicase 1
Exons: 27
Coding region: 126-3596 (1156 amino acids)
Molecular function (GO): helicase activity
Source: RefSeq, a predicted model, not a curated record
ACUUUUCUAAACCACCGCCCUGUCCCCAUGACCGCGCGAUUUUGCAACACGUACGUGCACCUGAACGGCUGCAAAGAGGUUUAAACCCCAACACGUGUUGCUUAAUAUUUUCAACUUAACACGAUAUGCUCUCUACGGUGAGGUGCAUGCUGGCCAAGCUCGUUUCUCCAUUGUGGAAAAUGGUUGAUGAGGACGAGGAGAACAUAUUCUCCAAUAGCCCAGGCACCGAGGACAUUCGCCACCUGCGGGGCAGUGUGGUGACGCAGCUUUGUCUAGAUUAUGGCAUUAUAGAUGAUGCAAUCUUCUUUACUCGUGGUGAGGUGUUGGGUGGGAUACCACUGAAAGAGGGAGACCUGGUGAACUGCAUAGCAGUGAGAGGUGGUGCUGAAGGUGGAUGGAAAGCUUUAAGAGUGGAGAAGAGUGCUGAAGCUUGGGACGAUGGAGGAAGAACCUCUGUAGAGUCUGAGAACAUGCAGCUGCGACCUCUCAUUGGAACAGUCACUUCAGUUGAUGGCAGUGGUGGCUACAUAAAUCAGACCACUUACUUCCCACUCUGCAGUCUUUCAAAAGGUUAUUUGCCAGUGAAAGGAGACUUGGUCCAAGCAAAAUAUUUCAUCAAUCCAACCCGGUGGACCACUCAGGCUCAUUCUGUGGCCCCUUUACGUUACAGCCGCCUAGAUAAGGUGCGCAUAACCAGCAUUCAUGGCAGCAAUGGAGUGGUGGAGGACAGUGUUUUCUUCAAUAUGGACUCCCUACUUCUCCCUGCUAACUAUCAGCCUUUGUCAGGACACCUGGUCAACCUGGUAAUGGUGGAGAGCAGUCAGUCCCUCUACUGUUGGAGAGCCCUGUGCAUGGCACCCUGUUUUCAAAGAGGAAGUACGACAUUAUCUGCUACACCCCUUCUGGAAGCUGAAUUACAGAGCAUCUUGAAAAACAAAGGAGGGCUGGAUGUAUCAGACUUUGGCCACUUUGGGGAUGUGAUGAUUGGCGAAAGACGAGAGGCGGUGUUGUGGAUACAAAAUAAAAGCCCAGUGACCCACACGCUAAAGUGUUGUGAAUUCGCUGGCUGGGACUCUGAAGAACAGUUCGCCAUAGUUACUGUCAACAAAUCCACAUCAUCAGGCCAGAAAAAACAAACUUUGCAAGAAAAUGGCUCUGAGUCUUCUGAAAACCAUGUCGGGGUUGCAGGGGAGGUCGACAAAAAUAAUGGUGUGGUGCAGAAAGACACUCUUCUUUCCAAUGGUGUAAGACGGGAGGAAAGGGAAGUGGAAAUAUCACCUGGAGAGAGAGUGUCUGUUGUAAUAGCCUGUCAUGCAAAGGGUCUGGGAAGCUGUGCUGAGCUGCUUCUGCUGCAUUUCUCUUUUUUCACCAUUGGGAGGCGCCUGGAUGUCACAGUGGGCAGUGAGGAUGAAAACCUGCUGCAGCCCUCUGAGCCCUACUUUCCCGGUGAUACCCGCCAGCACUCAAAACCCUCUCAUGUGAUCACUGUAACUGCUCCAAAGGCCCCACUGAGGCUUAGUAAACGACGGCUGCCAAACUUCCUCCCAGGCUUCCCAGUGCCUCAGGCUCUAAGAGACUGUGUAGAAGCACAGACUGAUGUGCUGGUAGUUGUGCCCUGCCUAGGCGAGGUGCUCUCAGCAUCCAACAUGCAUUCACGAUUCUCAGCUCUGUUGUGGCUGGAAGAACUGCAUGCAGAAAGAGAAAUGAGGGAAUUCUCCAUCAGUGGAGCCCUUCUCAGGAAAGGAACCGUCUACCUGCAUCUUGAAGUUGUUGGAUUGGCUGAAGGCAGGCCUUUUCUUAAUAUAGGUGACAAAAUAUUACUGAAGAAACCACAGUGUGAUGGUGUGGUAGUGGAGUAUGUUAGUUAUGUCUCAGAGAUCCAUGAUGAAGAUGUGAGUUUGAGAGUGAACUUGGACUUUCAGCAAAGUUACCUUGGUGAGCCACUUGAUGUUGAGUUCUCUUACAACAGGUUGACCAUCAGGCGGUGUCACAAUGCACUUGACCAGGCAAAGCAUUUUUGGGAAAUACUCUUCCCCUCCAGAGUGACUUGUCAGACCCCUCAGUGGACUGGAGAAUGGGUUGAAGAGGCAGACCACAAGAUAACUGUGGAUAACGAGACCUCAUCUAGUGAAAACAGGGAAGGGUCAAGCAUCUCCAUUGAUAUGAAAACAAAAGCCACACAGACUAAAGGAACAGAUAACACAUUGGCAUCCAAGCUCUUCCCAAGCAAAGGCCACUUUUUUAACCCAGACCUAAACCCCCAUCAGAGAGAAGCGGUGAAGAGGAUCCUGGAAGGAGAAUGCCGGCCGAUUCCGUAUGUGCUCUUUGGACCUCCGGGCACUGGAAAGACAAUCACCCUUAUAGAGGUCAUACUGCAGGUCUACCACUUUCUGCCAGGAAGUCGGAUUCUUGUAUGUACUCCAUCCAACAGUGCUGCUGACCUCAUCUGUAUCCGCCUACAUGGUAGCGGCUUCCUGGAUGCUGCAAGUUUGGUCCGCGUCAAUGCAUCCUGUAGGGACAAGGAGUCUAUCCCAGAAAUGUUACAACGGUACUCAAGGGCUGGAGAAGACAUUCGUCAGGCAGCCUUCCACAGGAUUGUGGUCAGCACUUGCUCCAGUGCUGCCAUGUUCCAAAAUAUAGGGAUACAAGUAGGACAUUUUACCCAUGUGUUUCUGGAUGAAGCUGGCCAAGCAACUGAGCCCGAGUCUCUGAUCCCCAUCAGCUUUGUCUCAGAAAGAGAUGGACAGAUAGUACUGGCUGGAGACCCCUACCAGUUAGGUCCCAUAGUAAAGUCUAAGCUAGCUGCCGCCUUUGGCCUGGGGGUUUCUCUACUGGAAAGGCUGAUGUCCAAUCCACUGUACUGCAGACAGGACUGGGGGUACAACCCUAAGCUGGUAACGAAGCUGAUCUACAACUAUCGUUCUCACGAGGCACUGCUCAUGCUGCCUUCCAGGCUCUUCUACCAGAGGGAACUAUGUUUUAAAGCUCCAAGGUCUAUUGUGGACUCCCUCUGCCAGUGGAAAAACCUGCCUAAAAAGGGCUUCCCACUCCUUUUUCAUGGCGUCAGGGGCACAGAAAUGAGAGAAGGCAACAACCCAUCAUGGUUCAACCCAGUGGAGGCUGUGCAGGUCAUGCUCUACUGCUGCCAACUGGCAAAGAAGCUCUACAAUCCUGUCAGUAGCUCUGACAUCGGUAUCAUUACCCCCUACAGAAAACAAUGUGAGAAGAUUCGAGUGCUGCUGGGAAAGGUGGGCCUCUCUGGCAUCAAAGUAGGCUCGGUGGAGGAAUUCCAAGGACAAGAGUUUCUGGUCAUCAUCAUGUCAACAGUGCGCUCGAAUGAAUCUGUGCAGAGUGAUGAUUUGCAGAGUUCGCUUGGCUUUCUGACCAACCCAAAACGAUUCAACGUGGCUGUUACUCGUUCUAAAGCUCUGCUCUUGAUUGUUGGGAACCCUCAUGUUCUCAUCAUGGAUCCUUGCUUCAGUGCUUUACUGCAAUACAGUUUUAUCAAUGGAGCCUACAUGGGCUGCGACCCCCCUCCUUCCCUAAGACACUCUCAGAUAACUGCAGAGGAGCAAAGCUGUGCAGAAAAAAAAUAAGGCUUCAUUGAUGCUGCAUCUCAACCUAAGAGUCUUUUUUGUGUGUGUGUUUUUUUUCUGUUCUUACUUCCUUGGCUUGUCUUUGGAUUGACUUUUGUCAAAGUUAACUGGCUCACAUUGCUUUGAAUAGAGAAAUAUUUGUAAGAGUCAAAUAUAGUUCCACUGGGAUUAGAAAUAAAGAUGACGCUUGUGUACGCUGCA